AUGAUUGCAUGUUGUGUGGCGUUAGGGAAACUUUUGACAAAUGCACUCAAACUGUUUUAUAAUAAUGAGAAGGAAAGUUGUUGUAAUUAUCAGAUCAUGAUCAAAUCAACCAGUGAUUUCUCAUUCGCUAAUUUACAAUAUAUCUACCCUCCUGAGGAAGUGUUGAAUAAUGUUGAAGGAAGUGUUGAAUAUGUCUAUUUAAAACUUUCAUUCAAUCAAUUCUUCAUAUGUUAUGAUCGAACCUUGCUGAUAUAUUCAUCAAGUUUAGUUUCUGGUUUCACUUACAUUUACAUCGAUGAGAUCGGCAUUUCAAAAUUGAUUGAAUGA
Loa loa (African eye worm) is the source of this 327-nucleotide messenger RNA. RefSeq lists its product as hypothetical. Lineage: Eukaryota; Metazoa; Nematoda; Chromadorea; Rhabditida; Onchocercidae. The coding region runs from base 1 to 327 and encodes 108 amino acids. The transcript has 2 exons. The record is from RefSeq and is a predicted model, not a curated record.